GCCAAGAAUGCCCGCGACCAGCCCAAUGGCCGGCGCGUCGUCUCCAGCGCCUCGAACAAGGACCGCCAGCCGAGGACUCGGCGCUCGCAGUUCCUGCCGCAGCUUCACCUGGCCAUAUACGACAACGCGCUGCACUUUGUCGAGUUCGAAAACGACCUUGCCGCGCUGCAUACGCUGCUGGCCAAGCUGGUGUCCAAGCUCGGCGUCAACGCCGUUCGCUACGGCGUGCCCAUGAUCUACCGCCUCCAGGAGGAGAUUUUGGCCCUCGAUCAACCCAUCCACAAGGUGCGGAUCGCGGCCCUGUGCCAUGGCUACUUCUGGGCCCUGACCGAUAGGUUCGAGUUCGAGGGCUCUGCAGUGGGCAGGGCGAUCGGAAACGAAGUCGCCCGGCGAAAGAGCAAAGGCUUCUGGGUGCCGGGCAUCCACGUCCCGGCGCUGCCCCUCGACCAGAUCGGACCGCUGGGCCAAGCGUCCCCCCCGCCCUCAUGGGACCUCAGCGCUCUCGAGACGGAAGAGCUGUUGCCGUUUGACGACCGGGUCGCCCUGAUCCAGUGCAUCGCCGUGGGCUACGAGGAGAGCACCUCGUUUCCGCCAAACAGCCCGUCUGCCUCGCCGGGUCGGACGCUCUCCGGCCCCAUCCUCAACACCCCCAUGAGCCCCGGGUCCUCUUCCGCGGCAGGGUUGACUCCGGACAGGGCGCUGGAGCUUCCGGACACGUACCGCGAGGAGAUGCUGACGGAGUGGUCCAGAGAGCAGGUGGCCGCCGCUCUGGCCGCCGAGGGCAAGACGGAGUCCAUCAACGGCUCGCGGACGGGCACCGUGGCUACCGGCCUCAGAAAUCUGACCAUCGGCACCGGCACCGCCGCCGGCGUCAACGGCAACAAUGGCUACCUGCCAUACUCGCCCUACGGCAGCCAGCACAACUUGCGACCGCGCUCGUCCCAGACGCACAUGAUGGCGGAUCAGAUCCACCUCGGAGCCCUCGGACCAUCGCCCAGGUUCCGGCAGGGCAGCAUCCGAAGCGGCAUUUCGCAGACGAUGUCGUCGUCGAGCAAGGCCGGCGUCGCCUCGGUGGAACAGCUCAAGCGCGUGCUGUCCGGCAACGUGUCCCCCAACGCCUUUGGCUCCGAAGACGACAGCG
Molecule: messenger RNA, 1141 nt
Organism: Trichoderma citrinoviride
Lineage: Eukaryota; Fungi; Ascomycota; Sordariomycetes; Hypocreales; Hypocreaceae
Exons: 1
Biological process (GO): protein localization to plasma membrane
Cellular component (GO): plasma membrane
Source: RefSeq, a predicted model, not a curated record